AUGGACAGGUCGCUCGCGGCCUUGCUAAGGUCUCUGAAGACCUCACAGAACCCCGAAGAUGCCGCAAGGUUGUUGCCUACGGCUACGAACCUUCUAUCGCGACUGUCGAACCCCUUGAACAUCUCGUUAUUGUCGUCGCAUCUACUGUCGACGGACCUACUAUACCCGCAGCCUACUGAUUUGGCUCGCUGUCGACAAAUAUUUAGCGUCUUCUACACCGCAGUCCUCCGACUGAUCGAGGACAAAAGGAUCCCCUCCCACCAACCUUCGCGCAGUCAUUUGUCUGUACAGGCAUGGAUAAGAGCUGUGGUGCAGGGAGCAGAUGAAGAAUCGCCCAGAUGGAGGCACACAUUGCUCCUUGGCGGACUUCUUCUCGCCGUUCAGUCGAGGGAAGUCGAGGAGCUGUCUUCCCAUCUGCGCAACAAACUCGAGGCUGCAUUGGUGACGGCGUCCAAUCUCGCUUUGCAACAGAAGCAUUCCGACCCCAAUUGUGAGCUGGCUGUUGUGUUCGUCCUGAAUUACACUUUCCCUAUCCUCUCGGACUAUCAUCGAUCGCAAAUUCAAUAUGACCUCCUGUUACCCGUUCUCAUAGACGCCGUAUUCUUCUCUCGUGAAGGCCUUGAACAAGGCUAUUGGCUGGGAGUCAUCGAUUACGACGUGCGGCAGUCUUCUGAGCAGAAAUUCAUGUGGUCGGCGGCCUCCGCUUCGUUUCGAAGGAUCACGGAAAUCAAAUCAAAAAGUCUGGUGUCUGCACUGGGCUCUCUAUCACGAUUGACCGCCCAUGCCAUCGACAGUGUACAUGACCCAUUGUUGAUCAUUCACACUACAGUUCGAAUUUCCACGUUCGCGAGGAACCUGGCAACAUCAUGGAGGCAGAACAAAUUGUCCGAAAUUGAACCAAUGGAGGAGUCUCAGUAUCUUGACCAUGACACCACCAACAAGACCCUGCCGGUUCUUCUUCAGCUCCUCAGAGAUACGAUGUUCGCUGCGAUCAUCAUGCUACGGUCUAUCAUGGGUAGGCUCCUGUGUGACAAGGUGCUUGCGUCUGAUAUCAACGCUCCAGGCUUGGCCAUUCAGAGCAUACACAUCUUGCGCGACACUUAUUUCAUAGCCCACCGUUUUGGACUGACCUCAUCGUCACAGUACAUUUUCGUCGAUUUCACGGCCAUUGAUGUCCUGAGUCGAUAUCAGGCACAGUCAGAGAAUUUUCUAGAGUCGAUACGACCUGUAGAACUAGGACGGAUUCCUCCUCAUCCCCUCGACCGGUUGCACGAUUUGUUCUUUCUCAACACCGCCGAACACUUCACACUCACGCUCUCGCCACGACUGAACCAGGAUCUACUGUUCAACGCAGCAGCACCGUACAUCGACCCUGAGGGUGAUCCGCGACUAGGUGAAAUCUACGAGGCUGCGCAUAGUCUUAUCUUGGCUAUUCUUGCCGCUCCUCAGAACGCAGAAGUGGCCGCAAGGAAUGUGCCCUUCUACGUGGAGACCUUGCUGCGAAGUUUUCCGAGACCCCUAGCAGCUCGGCAGUUCAGAUUGGCGGUGAAGUCUGUUGUCCGCGUGGCAGCACCGCCUUCCUCUAUUGCAGUUGGUAUGCCUCUCAUGCAAGCCAUUGUGAUGGAGCUACUCAGAGAACGCAUGAGUCAUGCUUCGGAAGAUGUGCUCCCUCCCAGUCCUGAUCUUUCAGAGGCAAGCCAGCCUCCUUUGUCGCAAAAGGCAGUCUUUCUUCUUUCUAUCAUUGACUCCUUGAGCUUCCUGCCGGUUCCAUUGCUGGAAGAAUGGCUGCCAGUGACUGCCAAUUUGCUCCACGAUAUUGACAAUCCCGCUCAAAAGCAACAAUGCCUACAACGACUAUGGGACACCCUUAGCAACGGCGAAAUGGAUGUUGAGCGAGCUGCAGCUUGUGUCGCAUGGUGGACCUCCAGGGGCGGCCGUGAACUUGUCCUCUUCGGAGAGCAUCCGGAAGAUCAAGAAUACACCAUGAGUGGUGCUCUACAGUUCGACAGCAAGCUUUGA
Messenger RNA from Capronia coronata CBS 617.96, 2019 nucleotides. RefSeq lists its product as uncharacterized. NCBI's taxonomy places the organism in Eukaryota, Fungi, Ascomycota, Eurotiomycetes, Chaetothyriales, Herpotrichiellaceae. The coding region runs from base 1 to 2019 and encodes 672 amino acids. The transcript is spliced from 2 exons. The record is from RefSeq and is a predicted model, not a curated record.